AUGUCUGGAAAAGAAGAUAAUCGAAUCUUUGUUGGUGGAUUGGGUUGGGACGUUACCGAACGACAGCUGGAACAUGCCUUUGAUCGUUACGGCAAGAUUCUUGAAUGUCAGAUCAUGAUGGAAAGGGAUACAGGACGUCCUCGUGGAUUUGGGUUUAUUACAUUUUCUGAUCGUCGGGGAAUGGAGGAUGCAAUUAAAGAAAUGAAUGGACGGGAAAUUGGUGAUCGCAUCAUCUCAGUCAACAAGGCACAGCCUAGGGCAGGGGGCGAUGAUGCAGACCAAGGGUACAGAGGUGGCUACACUUCAGGUGGCAGGGGAAGCUAUGGGGCUGGAGAUAGGGUAGGACAGGAUGACUGUUUCAAAUGUGGGCGUCCAGGACACUGGGCCCGAGAUUGUCCUUUGGCAGGAGGAGACGGUGGUCGUGGUCGGGGUAGUGGUUCAUUUUCUUCACGCCCUAGGUUUGGAGGUGCUGGUGGACACGGGGAUCGCCUUGGUGAACGUGAGCGGUACAUCGAUGAUCGUUAUGACGGAGGAGGACGUUAUGGGGAUAGGGACCGUUUAGACAACCGAGACUACAAAUAUGGUGGCCGUGAUCGCUAUGCUAGUGACAGGUAUGCAACAAGUGGAGGAGAUCGAUUUGCUGAUCGAUAUGGCAGUGGCUCAGACUACCCUCAAAAUGGUUAUGGGAAAGAAAGAGGCUAUGACCGCUAUGGUGGUGCUCGCGGAGGUGCUGAUAGAAAUGGAAAUGGAAUACCAGCUCGUGAUGAAGGAAGAAGUUAUAGGGGUAGGCCUGCUCCUUAUGACCGCCCCAGCAGGACUGCUCGUCCAUCAUCAUUUGACCGUUACUGA
Lathyrus sativus (Indian pea) is the source of this 849-nucleotide messenger RNA. Lineage: Eukaryota; Viridiplantae; Streptophyta; Magnoliopsida; Fabales; Fabaceae. The record is from the annotation of a GenBank genome assembly.